This is a messenger RNA of Amphiprion ocellaris (clown anemonefish), 2556 nucleotides long. RefSeq names its product sulfide:quinone oxidoreductase, mitochondrial. Gene Ontology annotation, cellular component: mitochondrion. The record is from RefSeq and is a predicted model, not a curated record. Lineage: Eukaryota; Metazoa; Chordata; Actinopteri; Pomacentridae. Gene Ontology annotation, molecular function: sulfide:quinone oxidoreductase activity; FAD binding. Bases 166 to 1482 code for a protein of 438 amino acids. The transcript has 10 exons.
AAGUUCACGUUGGGUAAGAGGCUUGACAAGUGAAGGUAAGUGUCAGUCUUGCUUCAGCACAGACGAGAAAGCAGGUCAGAUAGAGUUCCUCUCGGCCCUCUGAAGCACUUUGGAUUAAUUCACGACAAAACGGACAGUUAACAGUGCCGCUGGUCGAGACCCAGAAUGACUGCACUACGUCGUCUGAGGCAAUGCCCCUCCACAGGCAUCCUUAUCUCUCAGCUUCACACCAGCAGCUGUGCCUCUGCCAAACAGCAUUACAAAAUGCUUGUUCUUGGAGGAGGAAGUGGGGGCAUUACAAUGAGUGCACGGAUGAAGAGGAUGUUGGGAGCUGAGAAUGUGGCCGUUGUGGAGCCCAGUGAGAUGCACUACUACCAGCCAAUAUGGACCCUGGUUGGUGCUGGUGCAAAAAGUGUCGCCUCAUCAGGUCGUCCCACUGCAAGUGUUAUGCCGUCUGGAGUGAAGUGGGUGAAAUCCAAAGUUCAGGAAAUAAACCCAGACACAAAUACUGUCCGCACAGAUGAUGGGACUGAAAUCUCCUAUGAAUAUCUGAUUGUGGGUCUUGGUUUACAACUCCAUUAUGAGAAGAUUAAAGGACUGCCAGAGGGGUUUGAACAUCCAAAGAUUGGGUCAAACUACUCAGUCCAAACUGUGGAGAAAACAUGGAAAGCCUUGCAGAAUUUCAAAGAGGGCAAUGCCGUGUUCACUUUCCCAAAUACUCCUGUGAAAUGCGCUGGAGCUCCACAGAAGAUCAUGUACCUAUCAGAUGCCUUUCUCAGAAAGACAGGAAAAAGGGAUAAGGCCAAAGUAAUAUACAACACUUCCCUACCUGUGCUGUUUGGGAUAAAAAAAUAUGCUGACUCAUUGUGGGACAUUGUGAAACGUCGUGACCUACAAGUGAACCUCAGGCAGAACCUGAUUGAAGUGCGGGCAGACAAGCAAGAGGCUGUGUUUGAAAAUCUUGAUAAACCAGGUGAAACCAAAGUGUUUGAGUAUGAAAUGCUUCACGUUACACCACCAAUGGGACCCCAUUUGGUUAUUAAAGGAAGUCCACUGGCUGAUGAGGCUGGAUGGUUGGAUCUCAACAAAGAUACCCUUCAACAUAACAAGUAUCCUAAUGUGUUUGGGAUUGGUGACUGCACUAACCUGCCCACAGCAAAAACUGGUGCAGCUGUCGCUGCACAGUCUGCUAUCUUGAACAGAACGAUCAGCAAAGUGCUGAAAAAUGAGAAGCCUGAUAAGAAGUACGACGGGUACACGUCGUGUCCAUUGGUCACAAGCUACAACACAGUAAUUCUGGCAGAGUUUGACUACAAUGGACAACCACUAGAAACAUUCCCCAUCAACCAAGCCAAAGAAAGAAGAUUAAUGUACCACAUGAAGGCUGAUGUGAUGCCUCACCUCUACUGGCAUGGGCUUCUUCGGGGCCUGUGGGGUGGUCCAGGACCUUACAGGAAAGUCUUUCAUCUGGGAAUGAAAUGAAAUGUCACCAUAAGUUUGCAUAUUUCAAGUUAUUCAACCUUUAGGAAAAACUAGUUCAUCAAAUUCAUCAUGUCAUAAUCCCUACAGGAUGUACACGUGUGGAUAGAGUGGUAUUAUUUGUAUCUUGGACAUCAUGAUUAUUCACAGCAAAUUUAAUCAAUAUGGAAAAUGUUAAAAUAUCAAGACUCUAGACAAACCUUUAGAUUUUAUCCUGGAAAUAAAUGAGUGCAGUGAGGGAACUGCUAGUAGCUGCUUAUAGGUCAAUCUUGUGGUUCUUAUGAUCGCAUAUUGAAUGGCAGGUCUUGCUGCUUUUAUCAACCACACAUUCCAGCAAGCAAUGAAAUAUUUAUAGGAGCUGAGAACAAAAUGCUGUUGAUAAUUUUAAUAAUAUGUUGAUUUGCACUUCUGGAUGAUCCAGCACUCUUUGAGACCAUGUACCAUCAAAAACCAACAAGCAAACUCAAGGCAGACUAUUGUUGCAAUGCGUUGAGAGUAGUCACUACAUAUAUUCUACAAAUAUACUAAGUUCAAGAUUACUACACAUACAAUUGUGUAUAGUAAUGGAAGUCUGUCAUUCUGUAUCAAAUGUUCCAUAAUGUUGUGAUUUUAACAGGCUUAAGUUCCAUGUAGCUUAAAAACUUAAGCGUCCAUUCGGUGAAAACAUCUUUGUACACACUACGAUCAUUCAUGCUACCUUGGGGAUCGUUGACCAUUAACAUGUAAACUACCACAAGUGCUUUUGCUCACAUUUAAACGUCACUGUCAUGAGAUACUGUUUUGUACAUAGUGAUUAUUUGUCUUAAAUUAUUUUUGUAUUAUCAGUACUAUACUGAAUUAGAACUAUCUUAUGAACACAAUCAGUGCUAACAUCAUUGUUGUAUUUUUUAAAAGCAAGCUUCAUUACUCUUUAAUCAUUUAAAUGACUGUAAGCUCAUAAACCUGCUUUGAUUGUACUGCUGAGGUAAAAAGUGAAAUUGUUAAUGAAAAAUCAAAUAUAUAUGCAGCAUAGUUUCUGUCUUGGGGGACUUUAUUGUCAUUAAAUAAUGAGGCUACAUUAUUAAAUGCUAUAUACAG